Messenger RNA from Monodelphis domestica (gray short-tailed opossum), 7232 nucleotides. RefSeq names its product signal peptide, CUB domain and EGF like domain containing 3 (gene SCUBE3). Gene Ontology annotation, molecular function: calcium ion binding. Gene Ontology annotation, biological process: signal transduction. Gene Ontology annotation, cellular component: cell surface. Lineage: Eukaryota; Metazoa; Chordata; Mammalia; Didelphimorphia; Didelphidae. The record is from RefSeq and is a predicted model, not a curated record.
GAGACCCUGCCUGCUCUCCCCUUCCCUCCCCUCCGACAGGCUCGGGCCAUGGGGUUGGGGAGCGCCUCGGGACUCUGCCUGCUCCUCGUCCUGGUCCACGCCCGCGCCUCUCAGCAAAGUAAAGCCAGCCAAGAUGUGGAUGAAUGUGUGGAGGGCACUGACAACUGCCACAUUGAUGCCAUUUGCCAGAACACACCUCGUUCCUAUAAGUGCAUCUGCAAGUCUGGCUACAGUGGAGAUGGCAAGCACUGCAAAGAUGUGGAUGAGUGUGAGAGGGAUGACAAUGCUGGUUGUGUACAUGAGUGUGUUAACAUCCCUGGUAACUACCGAUGCACCUGCUAUGAUGGCUUCCACCUGGCACACGAUGGACAUAAUUGUUUGGACCUGGAUGAAUGUGCCGAGGGCAAUGGAGGCUGUCAGCAGAGCUGUGUCAACAUGAUGGGCAGUUAUGAGUGCCUCUGUCGAGAUGGCUUCUUCCUCAGCGACAACCAGCACACAUGUAUCCAGCGGCCGGAAGAAGGAAUGAACUGCAUGAACAAGAACCAUGGCUGUGCCCAUAUAUGCCGUGAAACACCCAAGGGUGGUAUUGCCUGUGAAUGCCGCCCAGGUUUUGAACUUACCAAGAACCAGCGAGACUGCAAGUUGACAUGUAACUACGGCAAUGGUGGCUGUCAGCAUACAUGUGAUGAUACGGAACAAGGACCCAAGUGUGGAUGCCAUGUCAAGUUUGUGCUACACACUGAUGGAAAGACAUGCAUUGGGGAAAGGCGGCUAGAGCAGCACAUCCCCCCCCAGGCCGUUUCUAAUGAGACAUGCGCGGUCAACAAUGGUGGCUGUGACAGCAAGUGCCACGAUGCGGCUACCGGUGUCCACUGCAGCUGCCCUGUAGGCUUCAUGUUACAGCCAGACAGAAAGACCUGCAAAGACAUAGAUGAGUGCCGCCUGAACAAUGGGGGCUGCGACCACAUAUGCAGAAACACAGUUGGCAGCUUUGAGUGCAGCUGCAAGAAAGGCUACAAGCUGCUCAUCAAUGAGAGAAGCUGCCAGGAUAUUGACGAGUGCUCCUUCGACCGGACAUGUGACCACAUCUGUGUCAACACCCCAGGAAGCUUCCAGUGUUUCUGUCACCGAGGCUACCUGCUCUACGGGCUCACCCACUGUGGGGAUGUGGACGAAUGUAGCAUCAACCGGGGAGGCUGCCGUUUUGGCUGCAUCAACACCCCUGGGAGCUAUCAGUGCACCUGCCCCUCAGGCCAGGGCCGCCUGCACUGGAAUGGCAAAGACUGCACAGAGCUGGUGAAGUGCCAUGGAAGCCUUAGUGCCCCGAGGGCCAUGCUCAGCUGUAGCAGAUCAGGCAAGAAGGACACUUGUGCUCUGACCUGUCCCUCCCGGGCUCGAUUUCUGCCAGAAUCAGAGAAUGGCUUCAUGGUGACCUGUGGCACUCCCAGUCCCCGUUCCUCUCAAUCCAGGAGUGGUAACAACACCAGUACCCACCACUGCCUUGAAACAGCUGUGCUAUCUGUCAAACAACGAGCUUCCUUCAAGAUUAAAGAUGCCAAGUGUCGUCUGCACCUUCGAAACAAGGGCAAGCUGGAGGAGGCAGGCAGACUACCAGCAUCAGGAGGGACUCCCUGCUCCGACUGCCAUGUCACCUUUAUCCACCUCAAGUGUGAUUCAUCCCGUAAGGGAAAAGGACGCCGUGCCCGGACCCCUCCUGGAAAGGAAGUCACUCGACUCACUCUGGAGCUGGAGGCUGAAGUCAAAGCUGAAGAAACCACAGCAGGCUGUGGGCUGCCUUGCCUCCGACAAAGGAUGGAACGGCGACUGAAGGGGUCACUGAAGAUGCUGAGGAAAUCUAUCAAUCAGGAUCGCUUCUUACUGCGCCUUGCAGGCCUAGACUAUGAGCUGGCACACAAGCCCAGCCCAGCUGGGGAGCGGGUGGAACAGGCAGAGACCUGUGUGCCUGGGCAGCAUCGUACUGGGGUCAAGUGUGUCAGCUGCCCGCAGGGAACGUAUUACCACGGCCAGACGGAGCAGUGUGUGCCAUGCCCACCAGGCACCUUCCAGGAGAGGGAAGGGCAGCUCUCCUGCGACCUGUGCCCUGGGAGUGAUGCCCAUGGGCCCCUCGGAGCCACCAACAUCACCACAUGUGCAGGUCAGUGCCCACCAGGCCAAUAUUCAGGAGAUGGGUUCAAACCAUGCCAGCAAUGCCCACGGGGCACCUACCAACCUGAGUCAGGACGGACACUGUGCUUUCCAUGUGGCGGGGGCCUCACCACCAAGCAUGAAGGUGCUAUCUCCUUCCAAGACUGCGACACCAAAGUUCAGUGUUCCCCUGGUCACUACUAUAACACCAGCAUCCACCGUUGUAUACGCUGUGCCCUGGGUUCCUACCAACCCGAAUUUCGACAAAACUUCUGUACUCGUUGCCCAGGAAAUACUAGCACUGACUUUGAUGGCUCCACCAGUGUGACCCAGUGUAAAAAUCGACAGUGUGGUGGGGAGAUAGGUGAGUUCACUGGAUAUAUUGAAUCUCCCAACUACCCUGGCAACUACCCAGCAGGAGUGGAGUGCACCUGGAACAUCAAUCCACCACCCAAGCGAAAAAUCCUCAUUGUAGUGCCUGAAAUUUUCUUGCCCUCUGAGGAUGAAUGCGGGGACGUCCUCGUCAUGCGCAAGAACUCCUCUCCAUCCUCAAUCACCACCUAUGAGACCUGCCAGACCUAUGAGCGUCCCAUUGCCUUCACUGCUCGCUCUCGAAAGCUCUGGAUCAACUUCAAGACUAGUGAGGCUAACAGUGCCAGAGGCUUCCAGAUACCCUAUGUCACCUAUGAUGAGGACUAUGAACAAUUGGUAGAAGACAUUGUGCGAGAUGGUCGGCUCUACGCCUCAGAAAACCACCAAGAGAUUCUGAAGGAUAAGAAGCUCAUCAAAGCCUUCUUUGAGGUGCUAGCCCACCCACAGAACUACUUCAAGUACACAGAGAAGCACAAGGAGAUGUUACCCCGAUCUUUCAUCAAGCUGCUACGCUCCAAAGUUUCCAGCUUCCUUCGACCUUACAAAUAGCCCUCCCCAGCCCCACAGACCCCAGCUUCAAAGCUCCCUGGUUGCCUAACCCUCAUAGCCCAACAGCCCCCAUCUACCGCCAAGGAACUCUCUCUUUUUGGGGAAAACAAAUAUUCACUAUGCAGACUACUUACUCUCCCAUUCUGUCCCUCUACCUCCCUGCCUUUCUCUCUCUCUUUUACCCAUUUUUCCAUUUCCUACAUGCUCCCUGAGUAUUGGAAAAGCCAUUCCAUGCUAGCUCUGUUUCCCUUAAGGGAUAGAGUAGCAACCCCACAAACUGACCUUCUCCCUAGCCCAUGCUCUGUGGUCAGGAUCAGUUUGAAAGGGGUGAGGGGGUCCAUGAAGGUGAUUGGGCUGAGGGCAAAUGUGCCCUGGAGGCAAGGCAGGGAAGGUGUAUCUGCCUUCUCAGGGCUGUGCCCUGAGUGUCUAGAGCCAGAAUCCUCCCCUCCUCUCGGAUACAUAUCCCCCAACCCAUGGCAACUCAGGCAGCCCAGGGUCUUACCAAAGAAGUCUUUGGCCUGCAGGCAUUUCCCUAGCACUGAUCCUCUGUGGGGCAUAGUUUGGGCACGACUCUCAAGCCUACCCUCCACUACCACGUGUGGAUCAACUAUCUUGUCUAGACUGCCCAAGUGUUCCUCUUCCUUACCCCACAUGCUCUACCACUCAAGGGCUCACUCACAAUGAUACUUAGCACUGAGAUGGUGACCUCUGAACUAACUGAUGAGGAGCAGAUGAGGAAUGGGCAAUUGCCAUGCAGAUCACAUCACCAUGGCUUCCAGGAGAAAACAUAAAGCUCUGCAGAAGAGAAACCGGGUUUUUAAGCAUUGCCAAAAAAAGGAAAAAAAAAUCUAAAGGACUACACUACAGAAUGACUGAAUACUAACCGCAGACACUAACUUUUUGCCCCAACCUCUAGCCCCUGGCUCAGCCAUCCUCCCUAAUCCCCAUUCCAGUGCUCCCUGGGGGAGUCCUGCACCACUUCCUAAGUCACAUCCUUAGAGAACCAUGGUUACUGAUGGGAAACCAUCCCUGGGCCAUGCCUGGCAGCCCCAGGUGUCUCAGUGGGCUCCACCAAAGAGGGCUCAGCCCUGUAAACUGGAGCUGCUUGCCCCCAGCCCCAGGCCCUGGGCAAUGAGAGGAAUGUGUGUGCACUUGGAGAGCCUUUUGCCCACCUUGUCCACAUCUAAAUAAGUGCAAUCAUUUUGAGUCUUCUUUAUGUUGUUUAGAGGGAGUUUUUUUUUGUUUUGUUUUCUUUUAGAAACAACCCUAUUUAUAGCUGCCCGAGAAAGAAGAGUGUAUGUUUGGAAUGGAAGAAGAGAGGUUUUGAUUCACAUGAACCAUGUGUACUGAAAUUUUCAGAUCUGGAAUAUAGUCCCCAGGAGCCAUUUAUAGGACCUCCAAGGGGAAUGAGCCAGGCUGGACCAGGGCUAGAGCUCAAAGACAGGGUAGGAAUUCUGGAGACCUGAUGGAGCAGAAAGUAGAGUGGCCUGGCAAUUGUUUAGUCCAUGCUGUGCUAUUUUCUUCCUGCUUCUCCUUGGAGCAGAGUAGAGGAUCUUGUGAUUUCACAGACCUGACAGAUGUGGCCAUUGGUUGUCCAUUGAAAGUAGGAGUGGCUUACAUUUCUUCCCUGGACUUUGGGAAUGACCAUCUUGCUGUUCUGCCUUCCCUUUGUUAUAUUACAGCCCUAGGCUUCAGUGGAGGAGGACCAGGAAGCAUAGUUAAAAAAAAAAUCAUGGUUUAGGACUCCAUGGCCAAGAGGGCUAUAACCCUAGAGAGACCGUGAAAGGAACCCCUUGCAAGGCAUAAGGCUGUGGACCUCACCAGAGGUGUGUCAAACUUCAACCAGUCUACCUAUCCUUAUCCCUCCCCCAUCCCCUGAAUCUCCCUCUGAACUUUUUUCAAGGGCUUUAUCCUCAAGUGCUGCUUUUCAAAGGGAAGAGGGAGGCAGGGAGCCAAAAUAGGCAUCUCAGAUCCUCUAUACACAAUGUUCCCAAAACCCAGCUGCCAUUGUUAGAUGUUGUUUAUAUCCGCCUCUUUUCUCCUUCAAGUCCCACAAGGUUGUCACAGUGGAUCCCCAGGAUAUCAUCCAGCUUUUUUGGGUCACUUCUGGAGAAUAAGGAGUAAAGGCGGAAUACUGGAGAAAGUGGUGUUUGCCUAUUUGCCUUCCUCCUUCCCUAAAUUGGCUCUGUGGCCAGUAUCCAUUUUUUCUCAUGCACUAGCCAUCAUUUUGUGGCUCUUAAGGAUUAGGUGCCUAACUGUUUCCCAGGGUAAGUGAGAUGCUCUGAAACUUCAAGAUGAAAGGAGAGUCACUUACAAGCAGAAGAAAAAUUAACUGGCCAGGAUGUUAAUAUUUCUGAGGAAGUACUUUGCAAACUUUUUCAUCUAAAUGACCACCCUAACUAGCUGCCCAGCAGGAGGCUGGGAAGCUUCCCCGCUUUUCUUCUUCUUGCAGUUUCCCAUCUUAGAAAACAAUUUACAAGGCAUUCCUCAGGUUUUAGCUAGAUUUCUUUAAAAUUCACAUGGAGCAGAUUCUCUCUGCCCACCUCCAAAUCUUCCCAGUUUUAUGGUUCUUGGGACCUGAAAGUGACUUCCACAUUUUGCUGAGUCCUUCUGAUAUUAAGAACAAAGAAAGGGUUUUGGAGGUUAAUGUUAACUUGUUUGCCCAGCUCAGCUCCACAAGGAUCCAGUUUGGAGCAGCAACCUUCCCUCCCCCAAAAAAAUACCUGGCUAGAUGGCUAAGAACCCACCUGUGUCUCUUGUUUCUCAUAUCUGCAAGGAGAAACCACCUCAGGUAGCACUUUUGAUAGCUAAACACUUAGAGAGUUGUUAAGGGAAUGAAGGACCAAUGAUCUAGGGAGUGUUGAUUGACCAUCCCCAGAUCACACAGAUGAUUAGAUGUUUUCCUGGUGUAGGCCAUAAGGAGACAAAAUAGGGACUCUUCACAAGGAUUUAAGGGACUAUUUAACAAGAAGAAGCUCUCCCAUGACCAGAAUACUGGGGCUUUAUUCACCUUCAUCCACCUCAGCAUUACUCUGAUAAUGAGAAAUCACUGUUAUUGAUGGGCAUAUGGGACAUGCCAGAAAGGCAAAAGAGUCAUUAAAUGCCAUCUCUCUUCCCUUUUCUGGCUCCCUCUCUGUUCAUUGCCAGGUAAGGCUUACGUCCUAGAUUGGACAAGAUUUCCAAAAUUAGGUGAAACUCCAACUGAUACCUUGAUGAUGAAAUUUGUUCUAGACUCUUGGGCACCUUGCAAUGGGUCUUGAUGGGCAGGCCUCCAUUUCACCUCAUUCUGAAACAGAAAGGGCAUAGAUGUUGAGCUGUGACUGACCCAGGUAGCGGUGCUUCUCUCCCCAAUCUCUUCCCCAGGAUUUGGUCAAUGUCAGUCAGUUUGGGCAGAUUUGGUGUACAGUUGAGAGAGGCUUUGGUUCAAAAUGGAGGUUUGAUUUCCGAAGAAGGUGCUUCCCAUAAUAACAUGUUAGGCAAGUUUGGGAUAUGGUAGGAUAUUGUUUCCUUGAAUGUCCCUGAAAAGUUUUCAGGCAUUUAAGAUUCUUUUGCCUGCCAUUUGAGACCAUCCUCAACUAAGGAAAGGGAAUAUGAAAAUUUAAUUGACUUCAGAGAGUAAAACCAAACCAGUUUACCUGGUAUCUUCCUCAGCAUAGUAGGGAAAGAAUGGAAAUGGAUUAAAGAAGUUGCUGUGAUUUGACCUGAUGAAAAGAUAAAAUAAAAAGUCUUACGACUUUUAUUAGGACUUAUUUAAGGAAAUGCCUAAUUGGAGGUCAGGAAACCUCUGGUUGUGCUAUCAAAUGGAAUCCUAAGCCCAGCCAAAUGGCACAGUUUGUAUGAGGUUUGAACAAACUAAAAACUUCAUCCUUCUGUGAGGGUUGGUUUGAAUAUCCCCAAACAAAAAUAUGACCAUGUGGGACAUUCUGGGUUUUUGUUUUUAUUUCUAAAUGCAAAAGAAAUCUUGAAAUGCUAUUUAUCUGCCUUCUGCCACUGCCACUCAAAGCAUCUCUUACACAAUCAACAUUAAAUAACCAAUGUGGUUCAUAAAGUAUUUUGCACUUGGGGAAAAAUUGUAUCUGAACUUGUAAAAAGAAACAUUUGGAUUUUGUAUUGUCUUUUUUAAUUAUUAUUAUUAUUGUUAUUAUUAAAUUACUAAAUGAAACUUC